This is a messenger RNA of Penicillium paradoxum, 1968 nucleotides long. RefSeq names its product putative MFS transporter. The coding region runs from base 1 to 1968 and encodes 655 amino acids. The record is from RefSeq and is a predicted model, not a curated record. The transcript is spliced from 2 exons. Gene Ontology annotation, molecular function: transmembrane transporter activity. Gene Ontology annotation, biological process: transmembrane transport. NCBI's taxonomy places the organism in Eukaryota, Fungi, Ascomycota, Eurotiomycetes, Eurotiales, Aspergillaceae.
AUGCCUCCCGGGACCACGAACAAUAAAACAAAUAAUGCCCGCCAUGCACGCACAACUUCUUGGUCAAGUGGCUUCCACUUGAUCCAGACCACCGGCGAAUCCUCCGAAACCCCUCAAGGCCGUCGUCGACGCGAGUCCAACGUCUCCCUCGCCAGCGUUGAAGAACGCUCCACCCCCGACUCACUCGACUCGCCCACCCUCAAUGACACCAUGUUAAGGAAUACCUCGAUGGAUCUGUCUGCCGAUCGCAAAGCCCGGCAUGUGCGCGGCCGCUCGAUCAGCCACGGCCAGCCACAGCUGUUGGCCAUGCGGGAGGAUGAGCUUCCGGUUGCGCCGGCGCGCCCCGCGCCCGUAACUUGGAUGUCGCUGCCGCGCAAGGGUCAACUGGGACUUCUGGGACUCUGUCGGGUCUUCGAUUUCUUGCAGAUUGCUUCCCUGCAGGCAUAUAUGUUCUACCAGCUCAAGUCCUUUGAUCCGAACCUCUCCGACUCGGAUGUCGCGACCCAGGCGGGUAUUCUCCAGGGUGCUUUCACUGCUGCUCAGUUUGCGACGGCGAUCCCCUGGGGUCGUGCUGCUGACGCUGAGUGGGGUGGACGCAAGUUCGUUCUGCUUGUUGGUUUAAUUGGUACGGCGGUGUCUUGUUUGGGUGUCGCUUAUUCAACGUCGUUCGCGCAGGCCGUGUUUUGGCGCUCGUUUGGCGGUGGUAUCAACGGUACUGUUGGUAUCAUCCGGACUAUGAUUGCGGAGAAUGUUAAAGAGAAAAAAUAUCAUUCGCGUGCUUUCUUGAUUCUGCCCAUUGGUUUCAAUAUAGCCUCGCUGUUUGGUCCCGUCAUGGGUGGCAUGCUAGCUGAUCCUGUUAAGAGCUAUCCUCGUCUCUUUGGUCCUAACUCGUCUUUCGGGGGCGUGAAUGGAGUGCAGUGGCUCCAGACGUAUCCUUACGCUCUGCCAAUGUUCGCGAACUUCUGUUUCCUCUCUUCGACCGCAGCUUUAGUUGCCUAUGGGCUGGAGGAGACCCUAGCUUCUUGCAAGGGCAAGCCCGGCCUAGGUGCAUUCGCUAAGAAGCUCUUGGCACGUUGCGCGAAGAAAGUAGUUCCAUCUUCUUCGCCCUUGUACACGAGACUUCCGCUCCGUGACAAUGAAGAGGACGGACCUUUGCUGGACCAACCGGUAGACCGCUCGGAAAGCUAUGAGCUUGAAGAAAAGGCACAUAAGCCUGCGCGUCAUCAACAGGUCCUACCCUUCCGGAGAAUCUGGACCAAGAACGUGCUGUCCACACUCGGUGCGCAAGCUUUCUUCGACUUCCAAAUGGGUGCCUUCAACAAUCUUUGGCUGCUUUUUCUUUCUACUCCCCGCUAUGACGCCAAUGACGCCGGAAGCCCAGCCCAAAGCUUGCCAUUCGCCUUCACGGGUGGACUGGGUAUGCUGCCGCAGAGCGUCGGCUUCGCUACAGCCAUUCUCGGCAUGAUUGGCAUGUUCCUCCAGUUCACUAUCUACCCUUCCAUCAAUAGCCGCCUGGGAACGGCUAAGAGCUAUCAGUAUUUCCUCUCCCUCUUUCCGAUCGCAUACUUCAUUGCCCCCUAUAUCUCGCUGGCGCCGUCCACAACUCCCCCUCCUGGCCAAGCCAACGGCCCUUGGGUCUGGUUUGGGAUCAUUGUUGUUCUCUUCUUCCAGGUCACUGCCCGAACCUUCACUCUUCCAACCUCCAUCAUCCUGCUUAACAACUGCUCGCCGCACCCAUCGGUCCUCGGUACAAUGCACGGCAUCGGCCAGUCCGUGUCUUCCGCCUUCCGUACCAUUGGACCUAUCUUUUCAGGCGCAUGGUAUGGGUAUGGCCUGGACGUCGGCAUGGUCGGCUUUGCUUGGUGGUUGAUUGCCUUGGUAUCUGUAUUUGGCUGUGUCGCAGCCGUGUUCGUAUAUGAAGGUUCAGGGCAUGAGAUCCUUCUUCCUGGUGAAGAAGAAGAGAUCUGA